This is a messenger RNA of Xyrauchen texanus (razorback sucker), 1267 nucleotides long. Its product is annotated as keratin-associated protein 4-3-like. Bases 99 to 1148 code for a protein of 349 amino acids. NCBI's taxonomy places the organism in Eukaryota, Metazoa, Chordata, Actinopteri, Cypriniformes, Catostomidae. The record is from RefSeq and is a predicted model, not a curated record. The transcript has a single exon.
CUGAAUUCCUGUUGUCUUAUUUCCUGCUUUCUGAAUUCCUGUUGUCUUAUUUCCUGCUUUGCAAAUUCCUAUUGUCUAAUUUCCUGCUUUCUGAAUUCAUGUUGUCUCAUUUCCUGCUUUCCGAAUUCCUGUUUUCUCAUUUCCUGCUUUCUGAACUCCUGUUGUCUUAUUUCCUGCUUUCUGAAUUCCUGUUGUCUCAUUUCCUGCUUACUGAAUUCCUGUUGUCUUAUUCCCUGCUUUCUAAAUUCCUGUUGUCUCAUUUCCUGCUUUCUGAAUUCCUGUUGUCUCAUUUCCAGCUGUCCGAAUUCCUGUUGUCUCAUUUCCUGCUUUCUGAAUUCCUGUUGUCUCAUUUCCUGCUUUCCUUCUUGUUGUCUCAUUUCCUGUUUCUGAAUUCCUGUUGUCUCAUUUCCUGCUUUCUGAAUUCCCGUUGUCUCAUUUCCUGCUUACUGAAUUCCUGUUGUCUUAUUUCCAGCUUUCUAAAUUCCUGUUGUCUCAUUUCCUGCUUUCCUUCCUGUUGUCUCAUUUCCUGCUUUCUGAAUUCCUGUUGUCUCAUUUCCUGCUUUCCGAAUUUCUGUUGUCUCAUUUCCUGCUUACUGAAUUCCUGUUGUCUUAUUUCCAGCUUUCUAAAUUCCUGUUGUCUCAUUUCCUGCUUUCAUUCCUGUUGUCUCAUUUCCUGCUUUCUGAAUUCCUGUUGUCUCAUUUCCUGCUUACUGAAUUCCUGUUGUCUUAUUUCCAGCUUUCUAAAUUCCUGUUGUCUCAUUUCCUGCUUUCAUUCCUGUUGUCUCAUUUCCUGCUUUCUGAAUUCCUGUUGUCUCAUUUCCUGCUUUCCGAAUUUCUGUUGUCUCAUUUCCUGCUUUCUGAAUUCCUGUUGUCUCAUUUCCUGCUUUCCUUCCCGUUGUCUCAUUUCCUGCUUUCCUUCCUGUUGUCUCAUUUCCUGCUUUCCUUCCCGUUGUCUCAUUUCUUGCUUUCUGAAUUCCCGUUGUUUCAUUUCCUGCUUACUGAAUUCCCGUUGUCUCAUUUCCUGCUUUCUGAAUUACCGUUGUAUCAUUUCCUGCUUUCUGAAUUCCCGUUGUCUCAUUUCCUGCUUUCUGAAUUCCUGUUGUCUCAUUUCCUGUUUCCUUCCUGUUGUCUCAUUUCCUGCUUUCUGAAUUCCAGUUGUCUCCUUUCCUGUCUACCCUCCUCCUGUUUUUUUAUUUAGUUAAACCUUGUCACCAACAUUGCAAUUGAUGUUGUUGUAUUUAAAAAAAAAUGCAAGUGUUUUACAUUG